Molecule: messenger RNA, 2900 nt
Organism: Aphidius gifuensis
Lineage: Eukaryota; Metazoa; Arthropoda; Insecta; Hymenoptera; Braconidae
Product: IQ and AAA domain-containing protein 1-like
Exons: 9
Coding region: 222-2681 (819 amino acids)
Molecular function (GO): ATP binding; ATP hydrolysis activity; protein binding
Source: RefSeq, a predicted model, not a curated record
UAACCAAGGAAAAAUAUAAUAUUAAUAAAAAAAAAGCGCUGCAAUAAUAAUGAAUGAAUUUGUCAAAUAUUAUAAUUUAAUAAAAGUAUAAUCAAUUAAUGUAUACAAUGAUGACAGUUACCAUGACAACAACAUUAAAGCUUUUAUUUAAAAAAUGCUUAAUAAUUAUUAUCAAGUUUUAUCAUCAACAAAUUAAAUGACAAUAUUUUUGAAAUAAUAAAAUGUCCAACGAAAGUUAUGAUAAACUUUGGCAAGAUGCACAAAAUGAUCUUGAUGAGGUAAUUAAUAUUGAUUCGAUAUAUCAAAAUACAAAGCCUCAAAAAGAUCGUAAAAAAAUACAUAAAAUAGUAUCAGAGCUAUAUGUUAAAUAUAUAUCAAUUUAUAAUAGAUUAGAACAAGUUUAUGAUCAAAUUAUUCAACCACAAAAACGUCAAUUAAUACGUAAACUUGUUGAUUCAACAUUGGGACGUAUAUUAGAAUUAAAACAUGAAUUAGUUGAAAUUGAUUUAUCAGAGUACAACUACUAUGAUAAUGUAUUAUUUCAAAAUAGAAUAUUAUCACAAGAUAAUGAAAUUAGAAUACCAACAUAUUUUAGAAGAGAAAGAGAACAAGAAAUAAUUGAAAGAAAAUUAUUUAUUGAAAAUAUAUUGAGAACACUUGGUGUACUUGAUGAAAUUAUUGAGCCAAAAAUUAUGACUGAAUUAGAGGCAAUUAGACUUGUUCAAACACAUGAAAGAGCACGUCAAGGUCGUAUCAGAUUUCAAUUUAUGAAAGAAAUACGAGAAAUGAAAGAACAAUCAGCAAUAAAAUUAGAUAAUAAUAAUCAAACACAUGAUUUACUUAAAGAAAUAUCAGCUACAAUUAAAAUUCAGAAAGUAUGGCGUGGCUAUAUAACACGUUGUAGAAUUAAAAAAAAAAAAUUACAAGAAAUGCUAUUAAUUGGAAUGAUUCAACCAAGUCAAACGAUGCCAUCACAAAAUCAACGUAACAUUGAAGUGAUUAAAAAAUCAAGAUACAUCAAGCAAAAAGAGUACAAUGAUAUUUAUGAAAAAAUGUUAAUUGAUACAAAAGAAUUUAUAAAAUUUCAACAAAGUGAUAUUAUCAAAGAAAAUAUGAAAAAACAAAUAAGACAAUGGAUCAAUGAGUAUUUUAAUGAAACUGGUAAAAUACCAGAGUUACCAUCAGUUGAAAGUGGUGGAUCCAGAAUGAUUUUAAGUCGUCAGGGAACUGAAAGUUCAAUGAGUAAAUCAAAAGAAUCAUCAUCAUCAAAAGAAUCAAAACGUUCAAAAAAAUCAAAAGCUAAAAAAGACAGUGAACCUGAUAAAUCAGAAGAUGAUGAAUCAGAUCCAGGAAUAAAACCAGCACCAACAAAUUUUUUACCUGAAAUAUUAAAUGCUAAUUUAGAGUAUCAAGAUAUUUGGAAAAAUAAAGAUGAAACAAAUAAUCCAUGGCAAAAACCAUAUGAAGAUAUGAUAUAUGCUGAUAAAACACGUCAAGUUGAAAAUGAAAUAAGAAUUAUUGUUGAUCAAGAAAUGAGAAAUGACAUUGAGGCUCUUCAAGCAGCUCUUGAUAAAGACAAAGGACACAAAGGUAAACGUCAAAAAAAAUCACAAAAACGUGUACGUCGUUCUGGAAAAAAAAAUAAAAGAAAAAAAGAAAAAGAUUUAACACCAGAUAGAACAACUGAAUCACUAUUUGAAGAGCUAUUAAUAAAUGGUAUUAUAAAAUUAGUACCAGAAGUAUAUUUAAAUUCAUUUAAAGGUGAAAAAUCAUAUGCAAAUUAUGAUCUUUGGUAUGAUGAUGAUAAAAAUCCACUACCAGCAAUUGGUGAUAUUAAACAAAUUAUUGCUGAAUAUUGUAUUUUACCAAUUGGUUCAGAAUAUAUAAGACAAUUAUCACCACUUGUUAGAUCUGUACUAAUUGCUGGUCCACAUGGUAGUGGAAAAAAAAUGUUAGUUAAUGCAAUAUGUACUGAACUUGGUGCAACAUUAUUUGACAUAACACCAUCAAAUAUUGCUGGUAAAUAUCCAGGUAAAUCUGGUCUUGUAAUGUUGUUGCAUUUAAUUUCCAAGUUGUCACGUAUACUUCAACCAUCAGUUAUAUUUAUGGAUAAUGCUGAAAAACCAUUUGUUAAAAAAGCACCAAAAACAGAUAAAACAGAUCCAAAAAGAUUGAAAAAAGAUUUACCAAAAUUAGUUAAAAAUAUAACAAAUGAAGAUCGUGUUAUUUUAAUUGGUACAACAAAUACACCAUGGGAUGCUGAUCAAAAAUUAAUAUAUCAAACAUAUGAUAAAGUUAUAUUUAUACCAAGACCAGAUUAUGGAACAAUGUCAAUGCUUUGGAAAGAUUUAUUAUAUCGGUAUUCUGGAAUAAGCAGACAAUUUGAUACAUCAGCAAUGACUAAAAUUUGUGAUGGUUACACUGUUGGUACUGUUAUUGAUGCGAUAAAUGAGGUCAUGACAACAAAAAGAAUGGUACAAUUAAGAGUCCAGCCAUUAACACAUGCUGAACUUGUUAAUGCUCUUGCUGCUAGAGAUCCAGUUUAUCGUGAAGAAGAAGAAGCAUUUUUAGGAUGGUUUUCAAAAACACCAAUGUGUCGUAAAAAACAACGUGCUGUUGAAUUGGAACAGCAAAAACUUGAUGAAGCUAAUGAGAAACAAAAAAAAAAAGGAAAAAAAUAAUAUAUUUAAUUUUUUUUCUUUUUUAUAUGUUUCAUGUCAAUAAAAAUGUCAUCUAUUCGUCUGCUAAUUUUUAAAUGACGCAUGACAUAUGACCAUGAAAUGCCAUGACAUUACAGACAUGUCACAAUGUUACAAUUUUCUCUUGAAAAUUCAAAUGAAUAUUCAAUGAACAAAUUUUAUUUCAUAUCAACUUGAUGAAUUUUUAAUUUAUUUACUAAU